UGUAGACGUUGUUUUAAAAGGUCUAUGAAAUCAAUUGGCACCCUCCGGAUCCAACUGCCGCUGUUCUUGAAAAAUCUUCAAACUGAAGCAAAGAAUCCAUGGCAACCAUGUCGGCUACUGCCACCACCCCUACAGCCCUUGUACACAAGCCACUGCCGAGUGUUGCAUCGCCUGUUGCCAUUGGGUUGCCGACAAUGGCAAAGAAGGGGAACGUGAAGGUGAUGUGUAGCAUGGAGAAGAAGGGUACUUCAUUUCCAGAGGAGAAUGGUUCAACUAUGGGCAAAAGUGCAUCUUUGGUGGCAGCAGCUUGUGCAGCGACCGUGUCGAGCCCAGCCAUGGCUUUAGUGGAUGAGAGAAUGUCGACCGAAGGAACCGGACUUCCCUUUGGAUUGAGCAACAACAACACUCUCGGGUGGAUUUUGUUCGGUGUAUUUGGCCUGAUUUGGGCACUCUACUUUGUCUACACUUCCUCCCUUGAAGAGGAUGAGGAGUCUGGAUUGUCGCUCUAAACGCCAAACCUUUUUCCUUUUCCUUUGAUUGUUGUUCAUUGCAAAAAUCAUGUGUUCGGAUGAAUGUAGGAAAUGGAAAUCAAAGGAGUUUGGCUUUCCUAUGUUGUAAUAGAACUAAUACUUUUCUCU
Hibiscus syriacus is the source of this 638-nucleotide messenger RNA. Its product is annotated as photosystem II reaction center W protein, chloroplastic-like. Gene Ontology annotation, biological process: photosynthesis. Bases 99 to 509 code for a protein of 136 amino acids. Gene Ontology annotation, cellular component: chloroplast; photosystem II. The transcript has 2 exons. Lineage: Eukaryota; Viridiplantae; Streptophyta; Magnoliopsida; Malvales; Malvaceae. The record is from RefSeq and is a predicted model, not a curated record.